AUGGCUCGUACUCGUGGUAUUCCCAAAUCAGCUACUACUACUACCGACAAGCUCCAAGCGACCCGAAGCUCGACACGUAGCAGUAAAGUGACCAAGACGAACAAGACUCGUAAAAGUACUGAAGAAAUAGCUCGUGCUGCUAUUGAAACCAUUCGUGAUUUUAAGAAAGUCAAGGGUAAUACAUACUACCUUGUCCAACGUGCUGGAUCAAAAGCGCCUGUAUGGGAAGCAUCCUCCGAAUCCCUCUUAUCGGAUCAAGCUUUGCAAGCCUUUCACGACCGUGUUCAAACAACAUCAGGCUAUGACAUCAAUGGCACCACCAGCUCUCGUCCAUCACGCACUUCAAAGACGCGUGCCAUGCUACGAUUUCAACCCACUGCAGCAGCUGCUCCUGAUGCCGACGACGACGACGACAGCGAUUCCUCAAUGGAUGUUCGACAAGAACGAGGUACUGCCAAGAAGCGUGGCCGAUCGACCAAAGCAUCAGCACCCAAUGCACCCAAGAAGUUACGUGGUAUUGCAGCACGCAAGGCCCAAGCUGCUGAAGCGCGUGAGCAACGCAUAAACGAACGUGCCAACUGGGAUGACAAGGACGUUAUCGAUAUGGAUGAAUCCAACUGUUGCUUACGAUGCAAGACUCAGGUGUAUCGUCAAGUUGUUCGACAUGGCAGUGUGAGACAAAUGAAGGCGUUGUUGGAAGACCUCACCAAGGUGCCUCACUGGAGCAAGGAGGAUUGUCAACAUUGGAGUGAUCUCGUGUUGAAUGAAGCACUUGUCAAGGGAAGAACGGAUAUGAUUGAUUUAUUGGUCAAGGAUGAGGAAAACAAGCGUGUCGAGGUGCCAUCCAAGUACAUGGCUUAUGGAAGUACUACUGGUUAUGUGAGUCGAUACACUUUUGGUCAUGCUGUCAGCAAAGUGAAUGAAUCUCGUGGAAAUCGUCAAGGCGAUUCAGCUUUCUUCCGCUAUAUGCAAAGAAGUAUUUUGGAGCUUGAUAUCAACCGUCUCAAUGAAUCCAUGAACAACAUUGCUCUUCUUGCUGGUGCUCAGAACCCAGACACUCCUGCCAGCGUCAGCAAGUUCAUCACUCAAUUCGGCUAUGCUGCCUUUUGGGAAGGAAAGGGCUUUUACUUUACCGUUGCAUCUGGUAAUUGGGAGGUUGCAGGAAAGCUUAUCGAAGAUCCUCGUUAUCGUACUGGUUUGAAUCACCUUCAUGUCAAUGUUUUGAAUUUCAAGGAGGACAAGGAGCUUGAAUCUUAUCGCCGCAAUCAGAUCUUGAAGAAAGCAUAUGAAGCCGCCAAUAUCACACCUGUUCAAUGUGCAGCCAUUCAUCCCUCGAACAAGUUCCUCAAGGAGCUCUUUGAACAAUUGACACCAGCUGAGACUGCCGAAUUGGAUGAAUACGGCCGAACUAUUGCUCACUUUGCAGCAGCCAGCCAAACACCCGAUUGCCUUCAGUAUUUGAUCGACAAGGAGUUUUCGGUUAUUACAGCUGACAAGUUUCGUAUUACGCCUUUGAUUCAAGCUGCUCGAUUUGGAAGACAUCACAACAUUCGACCUUUGAUCACGUGCAUGAGCAAGGGUGAAUAUCCUGCCACCGAGUUUGCCGAUCAAACCAUGAUUCGUCAAAAAUGGCGUGCACUCCACUAUGCUGCUUAUUUCGGUCAUCCAGACACAUGCCGUGCAUUGAUUGAUGCUGGUGCUACUGUGGAUGCUAUGGAGAGCUCGUUGCGUACCACGCCUCUUGGAUUUGCAGCACAACGGGGUCAUUUGGAAUGUGUCAAAGUAUUGAUUGAAUAUGGCAAGGCGGAUCCUGAAUUUGCUGACAAGUUUGGACGUACUCCAUUACAUGUGGCAAGCAUCAAUGGUCAUUACGAUGUCGCCAAAUAUCUCGUGUGCAAUGUGGGUGUGGAUGCGAAUACGGGUGACACAUCGGAGAAUCGUCCAGCCCAUUAUGCAGCUGGCUUUGGUUAUCUCAAGCUACUACGUCUUUUGAUCGAGGGUGGUGGUGCUGAUCCAGCAGCAAGCAAUGUUUGGCGUACAACUCCAUGCUCAGUUGCCAACCUCAAGGGUCACGUUGCUAUUGUGGAACACUUGCUCACGGCUUAUUCUAUCGACGUCAACUUUAAGGAUCAAGAUGGCAAGACACUUUUGCACUGCUGUGCUGUUGAAUCCAUCACUCAAAAACUGGAUAUCGAACAAAUCAAGCUCAAAGCACGUCUUUUGAUUUCUAAACGUGCCAACCCCAAUUUGAAGACCAUUGAAGGUGAUACUGUAUUGCAUUCCUUGGCCCAAUCUGCCUAUUUUAUUCAGCAAUAUCCUUCAGGAUGGGUGCUUGAGGAUGAUACUUAUGCAAAGCCUCUCACUUUGGACCAUCAGGAUGGUAUUGAGUGUCAGCGAUUCCUUGCAACUAUGGCCAUUACUGCAGGUGCCGAUCUUGAGUCACUCAACCAGAAUGGAGAGACGCCUUUGGCAACGGCUAUGCGACAUGGCAACACAUAUAUCAUGGAAGAGCUUGUACGCAAUGGUGCCAACUAUUGGGAUAUCAAGGAUUGUAACGGCAACACCUUUUUCCAUCAUCUUUUGAGAUUGGCUGCUGAACUUGACACCUUGCCUGCACGACGCCCUAUGGACAUUACCGCAAAUAAACGCCGUGCCAAGACUAUCGAGAAUAUUUUGGAAGCAAUUGAUAACGAUGGAGCAAAGGAGGUCCAGAUUGAUGCUACAAACGACGAGGGAUACCCUGCUAUGAUCUAUGGUGUCAUGCAUGCUAUCGACCAACAGCGUGCACGUGUCAAGGAAGAAAAGGCUCGUAUCAAGAGAAUUUACCAUACAGCUUCGUCCAAUUACUCCAAGGCUACUGCUUCCAACGACGAUACAUCCAUGAUCCGUGAAGACGCCGUUUUUGAAUUCCGCUUCGAUCAUUUCAUGGCUGCUGCUGAAGAAAUAAUCCAACGCCAUCGACCCAACAUGAAAGCCUCCGUACAGCUUCCAAAGGAUUUCUUCAAAAAGAAUCCAAAUCGUCCAAAGUCCGAAUACCCUGAGAAAACAGGAUGGAGUGCUCUUCAUUUUGCAUCCUUGACUCAAGAUUCGAACUUGUUGAACUUUUUGAUGCGACAUGGCUGUGACCCCAACCAAAUCGUCGAAGGUGAUGGCAAUGCUGCCACUGGAACUGCUAUGCUGCGUGGCUACUUUAUCAAGACUUUCCGCUCGAAUGAAUACCUUCCAUCCAGCGAAUUGCACUAUAUUGAGCAUGCCGAGAAGCUUUUCAACAUUAUCAAGCCUGACUUUAAGAUGUUGCUUCCCAAUGCUGUCAAGCAGUAUCUCCACUUUGGUGCCAAUCCAUGUGUUGGGAACAAGGAUGGGUUCUCUCCUUUGAUGAAAGCUGCUGAGCUGCUCGAUAAGCACAUCCUUCAAGAUAUGUGUAACGCAAUCACGUUGUCCAACUUUAGCAACAUUGACGCUUGCUGUGAAACCACCAAUCGCAACGCUCUGAUGUAUGCAAUCGAUGCUUUGGAGAAUAAGCGCCAUGAUGCCAACAUUGAUGUUUCCUCUGUCACCCAUUUGGUCUCAGCCGGUGCCAACCCCAAUAUGCAAUAUCCAGAUGAUCAUGCAGAUACAAUCUUUAUGAAGGCACUUCGAUUGGGUAUUCCAUCGCUUGUGGAUACGAUUCUCGUGCAUACAAAGCAUCCCAUUUGCCACAGCACCAUGAACAACAUGCAUGAAACAUCUUCGAUUAUCGCUAGCAAGCAAAACAACCGUGCCAUUGCCGAUUUAUACUUCCAAUCUAUGGCCACCGCUUAUGCCGCAGCUCCCUUUGAUACCAAUGGAUUUGAUCGUCAGGGCAACAAUGCACUUACCGUUGCAGCCAAAGCAAACAAUGAAUACGCCGUCUCUAUUCUUCUCAAGUGCAAUGCGGAUCCCAACAAGGUGGCUGACAACAUUCAUGAGUCACCCUUGUCUCAAGCGGUUGCCUGUGGCUUUAUCAAUGUUGCAAAGAUCUUGCUUGACUCGGGUGCGGAUGUGAAUUGGAAGGACAAGGACAACAUGACACCAUUACACAAGGCUGUGUUGGCAGAAAAGUAUCCAUUGGUGAAGCUAUUGUUGGAAAAUGGUGCUGAUAUCCAUGCCGUCAACAAGCAACAACGUACGGCUCUUCACUUGGCUGUGCAGCAAACCAAGACUAUGACCAAUGCCUCCCUUCGUAUUGAACGCGUCUUGCUUGAUGCUGGAGCUGAUAUCAAUGCAACUGAUAUUCUUGGUCGCACGGCUCUACACAUUGCCUUUACGAAUAUGGAUGUCAUCCCGCAUAUGCAAUUCUUGGAACCAGUGGCUAAAAAGACAAAGGAGCUUCUCAAGGAACGCAACGCACAAGCUCAAGUGGAAAGAGAAUCGGAGCGUCUCGUCACCACCUAUGGCCACCCUAAUGCUGCAGGUACCAAUGCAUGGAUUCGACAAGCCGUCAUCAAGUAUCAUGAGGAGAAGAAGAGAGCAAACGAGGAAAACAGCAACGACAAGGAAAACAUUGCGCCAUCAUCAUCAGAGGAGCUUGAGGCCUUGCAAAAGUAUGCUCUCAUGCAAUGGGAGCUUGAUGUGGCUGUACCUACCAAGGCCGAUCCAAUCGACAUUAUCCGAUUCUUGUGCAAUUAUCGCGGCAGCAGUGCACAGCUUGAUAUUUGCGAUGAGUUUGGACGCACUGCUUUGCAUUAUGCAGCCAUGGUGGGCGCCUUUUCAAGCACAUCCAUCAUGCUUCAACAUGGUGCCGAUUUGAAUGCCAAGGAUUUGGACAGCAACACACCACUACAACUCGCUCUUCGAUACAAGCAUGUGGAUUACUCGGUGAUGCUAUGCAAUCAAGGUGCUACUGUUGGCAAUGAUAUGACCAUCCCUGGUGCAAAGCCCGUUUCCACUCUAAAGUACAGCCUUUCUCAAGACUUUAUGAACAUGGCGUAUGUCAUCCUGGAGCAAAAUCCAAAUACACUUGAAUCCUUGCGUGAUGCUCUUAGAACCGGCAAAUUCCAUGUGGCGGACAUUUUGAUGAGCACAGCUGAAGUAGCUUCGCUCUCUGGUACUAUUCAAGAUGGACAAAACAUGUGGCAUAUUAUCGCUGAUUUCACUCCCUUUAACGAGGAAAUUUGGAACGAGUAUUUGCCUGAUUUCCUCACUCGAAUCUCCCAGCUGAAUAUUACCUUGGGCCCUGAUUCACAUGGACGCACACCAGCUCAUUACGCUGCCAAGAAUGGACAAACUGCGUUGCUCAAACAUCUGUUGCAGCUCAAUGUUACAAUCAAUUCGGUGGAUAACGAUGGCCUUUCAGAGCUGUGGUAUGCCGUAUCAUCCGAUAGCGUGGAAUGUGUGCAGACAUUAUUGCAUGCCGGUGCCAAUGUUACGCUUGGAACUAGCACACAACAACACAAAUCGAUCGUAUGGACAGCCACUAGCCAAAGCAAUGCAGCCAUGCUUCACCUCUUGCUCAAUGCCGGUGCACCCACCGAUCAAGAUAGUCAAUAUGGUCGAUCCAAUGCCAUCAUGAAAGCUUGUAUUGACAAGAAUGAAGGCAUGCUCAAGCUCUUGUUGGAUGCUGGCGCAAAUCCAGAUACACCAUCGACCUAUAUUUUGAACGCUGCUACCAAAAAGACAACCACCAUUGCCCCUGUGUUCAUUGCCACUGGUUCACUCUUCAAGCUUAUGAUCGAGAGAGGUGCAAAUGCAAAUGUAGUGAGCCCGAAUGUCAAGCCUUUCAAGGGCAAAUCUUGUUUCAUGCAUCGCUACGGAAAUGAUGAGGAACUUGAUCUCAUGAUUCGUCACAAUGUGAACGUCAACCUCACAGACGACCACUCGCCCAGAAGCAUCUUUUACCACUUUUUCUUUGGUAAUAAGAGCCAGGGAACGAUUUGCACAAAGAUACUCAAGCAUUCGAAACCCGAGGUGAAUGAUAUCGAUCCAAUCACUGGAAUGACGCCAUUGGAACAUGCAAUCCGAAAACAUGAUGCUAUCAAAGUCGAGCGUUUGAUGGAAUUGGGUGCCAAUCCAAAUGUUGUCAGCUGCUGGCAAAACCCUACAGCAUCUGCUGUUGAUCUUUUUGACGCUGAACCAGUGAACGCUAUCUUCCACGCUGUUGCACAAAAUCAUCUUGUCAUUUUGCAGACGAUUUGCCGCUUGUCGAAGUAUCCGAUCAAGUGGACGGCCACUAAUUCUCAAGGCCAAACGGUGGUCACAUUUAUUGCUGCAAGCCCUUACUCGCCUGAAAAUAUCGAGGUCCUCAAGUUUAUUGAUUCUGCUAUCCCUGAUCAAAAUGACUGGAUUGCUCUUGCAACAAAGAAGGAUACUCAUGGAAUGACUGCAAUGGACUAUGCCAAGGCACGCAAGCGAAAAGAACUUUACCACAUCUUGGUCGACCUUGAAGUUCCCAAGCCAAAGCAGCGCCGAAUGAUAGAGGAUGAUGGUGCUGAUGCUAUGGAUAUUGACCAACCCUUCAUUGCAUUACAAUCGGUGGAAGAAGAUGCAGAUGCUGAACGUGCUAUCCUGGAUAAGGAGGCUGAACAACGUGCUACUCGUAAAAAGAACUCGGCCAAAGAAGACAUUGAUUAUGAUUCGGUGCAUGAGAUCGACUCCUAUUCCAAGCUCGAAAAGGUGGGCCGAUUGCUUUUGGAUGAUAACAAGGAACCCUAUGACAUUAUGCUUCAAAAGGUGGAUAUCGGUGCUAGUUACUAUGGUUGCAACAUGUUCUACAAGCUAUCCAUCAUUUACAACACUGUGCUGGAUGUUUAUGUUUUAUGGACACGUUGGGGAUCAUUUGGAGAAGAAGGCAUGCACCAAAAGACACCCUUCCUUACCAAGGAUGAAGCCGUUGCCGAGUUCAGAUCCAUUUUCCGCUCCAAGUCAGGCAAUGUAUGGGAAGACCAUAAGCCUGAGUCCUUUGUGGCCAAGCCGGGACGUUUUGAAUUGAUCCGUGCCAAGCAAAAGAAGAAGUUGACCAUCCUUGAGGACUUUAAGUUUAUGGAUUCUGCUGUGGCCUCUCAACUGCCCCAAUCGAUCUAUGGCACCAUGCGACUUUUCUGCAACUUUAAAGCAUUACAAGAUGGCUAUCGCAAUAUCGACCUUGAUAUCCCUGCUGGACAAAUCCCACAAAGCUCGAUUGAUACCGCCUACAGCAUUAUCGAAGAGGCUCGUACGGUGAUGCAAAAGUACCAGGAAGCUGGAUCGAGUGUCUUGACCAAGGAAAAGAAUGCUGAGAGAAAGCAGCUUGCCCAUCAGCUUGUCCAAUUAAGCAACAAGUACUAUCGCCUAUUGCCACCGACCAACGAGAAGAAGGGAAUCACGCCACUUCGCAACAAGCAAACCAUUGAUAAAGAAAUGGCUCGUCUCAAUACUAUCAGCUACUUUACGUUCUCAUCCAACGUCAUUCUUGCCGCCAAGCGACGUGCCUCGGAAAUCCAUCCGCUUGAUUAUUGUUAUCGUGCUCUCAAUUGUCGACUGAACGAGAUCGAUGAUACGUCGCUUGAAUACAAGAUGGUGAAAAAGUAUAUGCUCACCACAGCGGAUCGCACCACAUACGAGAUUGCCAACUUGUUCUCGAUCGACCGUGCGGGUGAAGCAGAGCGAUUUGAUUCGAUAUCCAACAAGAGCAAUUGCAAGCUUUUAUGGCAUGGAUCGCACACGCACAACUUUUUGGGUUUGUUGAAACAAGGUCUACGAACCAAGCCAUCCUCUACUGUGGGAGGACAUUCGGGCUCCAUGUUUGGCGAUGGUAUCUACUUUGCUGACACGUUUGCCAAGUCCGUAAACUAUUCAAGCCGCGGUGCCUUUGAAAUGAAACAUCCCGGUUAUUCACUCCUUUUGUUGUGCGAAGUGAACCUUGGUAAUGAAUGUGCUAUGACGUACCACAACACGUAUGAAUUCGAGAGGGGCGAUUACCAAUCAGUCAAGGGUCUCGGCAUCAAUGGCCCUAAUCCAGACAAUAUCGUGUAUGACAAGAAUGGCAUAGCUAUCAGUGUUGGACCCAAUAUCAAGUACGAUUAUUCAUCAAGGGACUAUUGGAACCGACCACAACUCAAUCACAGCGAGUACAUCGUCUAUGAUGAAGCACGUGUCAAGCUGCGCUAUCUUGUUGUUGUGCGUGAUACUGAAUACUGCACAUUGUGCCAAAGUCAUACGGCGUCGACAUGCAAGGAGCUCUCCAAACACAAGCUUGAGGAUGACUUUACCUAUCACACCAUCACCGAGUACGAAGCCUGGUUGCUACGAUUCCAGUUAUCGCAUGCCAACAAGAAGGUCAAGGACGUCUUUGAUGAUAAGCUCGACGAGUACAUUCGCACACGCCAAUAUGAGAAAUACUGGUUACCAGUUGAACCCUUGACACGUGACAGCAGAGUGUGCAAAUCAUGCGUCAACAAGAUGGCCACCACUAUCCUUGUGCAGGAGAUGUUUUCAAAACUUCCAAAUGCUGUGCAAAAUCGACCUGUAUGCAAGUUUGGUAUCGACUGCAAGAUGAGCGGUUUACAACAUGCCAAACGUUUCCAACAUUGGUUCCAUCCCAACAGCACCAAAGAGGAGGAGGAAAAGGAAUCCGCUGAUGAAGACGAAGAUUAUGUUGAGAGCGACCACGAUACGUCGAUGGAUGAAGAUGAAGAUGAGAGCAUGGACGAAAGCGAUUGA
Lichtheimia ornata is the source of this 8655-nucleotide messenger RNA. RefSeq lists its product as uncharacterized. The coding region runs from base 1 to 8655 and encodes 2884 amino acids. The record is from RefSeq and is a predicted model, not a curated record. The transcript is spliced from 25 exons. Lineage: Eukaryota; Fungi; Mucoromycota; Mucoromycetes; Mucorales; Lichtheimiaceae. Gene Ontology annotation, molecular function: protein binding; NAD+ poly-ADP-ribosyltransferase activity.